UUGAGUUUCGCCCGACGUCGUUUUGUAUACAUCAUUUGGGCCCCUUUCAAGCACUUUUAUUUGUAUCAUUCGCCUUUUUUCUUCCUUCUUUCUCUCUUUCUUUUGGGGAGAAGUUUUUGCUUUCUCUAUCUUCAUCAAGCUAUUUUUUUCUUUCUUUCAUCAUCAGCGAAAGGAAUAGCCUCAGCAUAUUACUGCCCAACCACUUACCUCGCAUCGUCUUUACAGACUUGGCGAUAUCAUUUGUUAUAAUAUCACCCAAAACCUCGCUCGAUGCAGAUGGUCGAUACAAGCUCGGCUUCAGCUCAUGCUGUACCCCAUUUCAACAAAGGUUCUUCUCGGCAAAGGAAAAGCUAUGCAUCCUCCGUUUAUAGUGAGAAGAGCGCCAACAGUGCCAAAAGUGCUCGGUCCUUUCUUUCCAUGACCACGUCGUUAUUUUAUCGAAAGGAAUCCCAUCCUGCCGUAAUCGAUAGCGAACCACAAAAGGAAGGCUUUUUACGAACGCUUCGAUCGUUGGCUUUAAAAGCUAGAAAGUCCAAGACCGAGCCAAAGCAAGACGAAAAAAGCACUAAGAACCUUCAUUCAACUGUACAAAUGCCGCCCGAUAGGAGGCGAUCCAUAACAAAAGACCACGACACAAACAACCAUGACGUAUUAAGAAGAUUGCUGCUUGCCCAGCACGCUCCACCACAGUAUCAAUCAAAACCCAGCAAAAGACGAUCCUUCCGACAACAGGAUUCAGACGACGAUGAAGAUGAGGAAGAUGAGGAGGACGAAGUUGAACAGCUGAUGAUCAACCGAAAUAUACAGCAGCCAAAAGUCAUCGCCGUUCCCAGAAUAGACGACGCCAAUAAACCUACAUCCAUUAUUCGACGAAGUAGGAGUACAUCCACUCAUCAAGAUUCUUCAUCCACUUUGUUUUCAAUCUCAACCGAUACUAAUUCAACCGAAGACGGUGACGAAGUGUCAUACUCAAAACGACGUGUUACAUUUGUGGAACCAUCCCCCAUCCCCCGCAUGAAGAGAGCUGAUCAACCACGCUGUCUGAUGGUCAAUAUUGUGAACAGCGGAUUAGGCAAAGCGGAUCCUAAGCGGUUGAUCUUCAAACAACCCUUGAUAAGAGGAGCUACCCUUCCUUUUGAACUCUGCAACACAUCCAGUGAUCAUUUAAUUGUUUACAAGUUUUUGACACUGUGUUCUCCUCGACAAGAACGCUAUUUUAUUCGACCUAGUGCAGGCGUUAUUUUUGAUGGCAAAGUCAAGGUCGUCCUAUUUCUAAACAAUGCUCCUCAGAUUGCUCCAGGCGAAGUCAUACGAGACAAGGUCCUCGUUCGGUACGCGGUUGUGGAGAAAGGUGGAGAAGCUGAACAGUGGAUCCGCAACCUUGAUGACAGCUGUAGACGAAGAUGGUUGGAAAUGGUACGAGAAAAGUUUCGAGGACUGAUAGUGCGAGAGAUGAAAGUGAAGGUUCGAUUAGUUGGAUAGUCAAGCCGACGUCUUGGUUUUUCAGACACCAACCAACCGAACCCACGCCAACGCAACCUUUUUUUUUCGUACCAAAAAGACGGACAGAUAGUCAUAUAGCUUGUAUUCCAACCUUUUUUCUCAUUUUCCCUUUCUUCAACUUUUUCAUUUCUU
Molecule: messenger RNA, 1635 nt
Organism: Umbelopsis ramanniana AG
Lineage: Eukaryota; Fungi; Mucoromycota; Umbelopsidomycetes; Umbelopsidales; Umbelopsidaceae
Exons: 1
Coding region: 271-1482 (403 amino acids)
Source: RefSeq, a predicted model, not a curated record